Tetranychus urticae (two-spotted spider mite) is the source of this 1426-nucleotide messenger RNA. RefSeq lists its product as uncharacterized. NCBI's taxonomy places the organism in Eukaryota, Metazoa, Arthropoda, Arachnida, Trombidiformes, Tetranychidae. The record is from RefSeq and is a predicted model, not a curated record.
GCUAUUACUCUUUGCUAUUACUCUUUGCUUGAGUCAAAGUUUAAAAUCUCAAGUUGAAUCGUUUGAUUUUUGCGGCUCUUCAAUAUACAAUAAUAUAUAUCUCAACAGCUAUUUGUUGUUCAAAAAUUGUUGCUGUUUAUUGUUACUAUUUACCCUUAAAUUAAAUUUUUUCUUGUUCUAGCUUAUUUUCUAUUGAUCAGUUAAACAGCUAGCUGUUCUGCAUUUCAUCGGACUUCUCGUUCCUGUUGUACAUUUGCUCAGUGCUUAAACAUUUCUUUUUAUUGGAAUUUUUCAAGUGCCCUUUUGGUUACUUAAGUUAUCAAGGAAAAUAUGGCCACUUGGUACUUUGAUGGAGAUACUUUACAACAAUGCCCAUACAACCCUCACCAUCGCGUCUUAUCAAGGCGCUUACUUUCUCAUAUGUCUAAAUGUGCUGAGGAUCCAAAUACACCUAAACUUGUGGAGUGUCCCUUCAACUCUCUCCAUCGUGUUUAUCCUGAUGAACUUGUAACUCAUGUAACUGAAUGCCGUGACAAUCGUCAAGCCAUCCGAGAGAUGUUCAAUCCAGUUGAUAAAUUUCCUUCAAAAAUUACACCUCAACCUCGACCUGAAAAUCCAGAAGAUGUAUGGGAGUUUGAUACUAAAGUUAAAGAAUACGUACUACCAGGAUUAGAAAAUAAAAAUAAUGGUAAUGAUGAUAAUGUUAAUGAGCCUGAUAACGAUGGUUUCAUUUCUCAGCAAAAAUUAUACAACUUGAAGCCAGCUGAGAGGAAACGUAUGUAUAACCAGCUUACUGAAAAUGCUAUCAAAAGGCAAGCUCAACUUGAAAGACAGGAACUGUCUGCUGAGGAGGCUCAAGAGUUAGGCUUCGAUGUUAAUCCUAAAGGAGAACCAUCUACUUCAGGAGAACCAUCUACUUCAGGAGAACCAUCUACUUCAGGAGAAGAAAGAAAUAAUACCGACGAAGAUUCUACUGUGCCUAAAAGACCUCGAAUAUCAGAUGAACUCUGUACUGAUCCUAGGAAAAUGAGUCAAAAAAUAAAGAGAUCCCCAGAUGAUGACGAAGAGGACAAUAAAGAACAUGUUAAAAAACUGAUUCGUGCAUCAGAACCUGGAUGUUUCAGAUCAAGACCUGUUGAAAAUAGAAAGCAUAUGUAAAAAUCAAUCCUCAUCAAAAGUACUAUAGUAUAAUUAAGAUAAGAUAUAUCAUUCUAUAAAUUCAUCAAUAUUGUAAAAUUAAAAAUUUUGUAAAGCAUGAAGCCUAAAUGAAUGUAAGCAUAAUCGACUAACAGACGAAGACAGCAAUUUAAAGCUGUGUGAGAUUUUUAGUCAUGCAAAGCCAUAUUACAUUCAAAUUUUCAUGAUGUUCAUUCAUUUAUUAUUUCAUGUAAAGAUCAAUAAAUUUCUCUGAUUGAGCCAGUGUAAA